Dimorphilus gyrociliatus is the source of this 238-nucleotide messenger RNA. Lineage: Eukaryota; Metazoa; Annelida; Polychaeta; Dinophilidae. The record is from the annotation of a GenBank genome assembly.
AAUGUCUGACCCAAAGAAGAUCUUAUUUAAAAUGUCUGAUUUGGAGUUGAAUGGACUAUCAGGUUUAACAGUGCCUCCGGCACCCCGAUUUAUUAAUCCCUAUCCCGACUCGGAGGAAAGUCGUGAUAAAAAAGAAGUAGAACAUAGAGAACACGAGAAUCGUAUGCAUAUACUCCGUCAGCGAGCCAAAGAAUUAGAAAGUACCGAAUGGCAAUAUAGAAACAUUGGAAAGGGUUAA